Messenger RNA from Paramecium tetraurelia, 927 nucleotides. RefSeq lists its product as uncharacterized. Gene Ontology annotation, biological process: tRNA methylation. The transcript has 2 exons. Gene Ontology annotation, cellular component: tRNA (m1A) methyltransferase complex; nucleus. Lineage: Eukaryota; Ciliophora; Oligohymenophorea; Peniculida; Parameciidae. The record is from RefSeq and is a predicted model, not a curated record.
AUGAUUUAAUAUGGUGAUACCAUGAUUUUAUUUGAGGAUGGAAAACCUAAAUAAUUCCUUACAGUUACAUAAGGUUAAACAUAUCAAAAUAAAUACGGAGCAUACCAUCAUUAUACUUUUCUUGUUAAGCCUGGGGAAGAAAUACUUUCAAAGAAUGGAACAGGGCCCAUUUAUUUAAUGACUCCAAAUCCUCAUUUAAUAACAGAAACAGUUCCUCACAAAACUUAAAUUCUCUUUAUGGCUGAUAUAUCAAUGAUUAUACUUAAGUUGUGUUUAAAACCAGGUUAGCGUGUAAUUGAAAGUGGAACAGGUAGUGGAUCAUUGUCUUGUUCAUUAGCAGCAGCUGUUGGUCAUAAGGGCAGAUUAUUUACAUAUGAAUUCAAUAAGGAAAGAGCAAAUAAUGGUAAAGAAUUGUUUGCAAAAUUGAAAAUCAAUUAGGCCACUUGUUUUUGGAGAGAUGUUUAUGCUAAUGGCUUUUUGAAAGGAGAGGAUACUGAAAACUAAGGAGAAUUUCCAUAAGAAAGCAGCAUAGAUGCUAUAUUUUUGGACUUGCCUUAGCCAUGGUUAGCUUUGGAUCACUCUAAGAAAAUGAUUAAGAAAGGUGGAAGGAUUUGUUGUUUCUCUCCCUGCAUUGAAUAGGUGCAAAAAACAGCCUUGGAAUUAAAGCAAUAAGGAUGGAAAAACUUGGAGACAUUAGAAUGUUUAAAGAGACAUUUUGAAAGAAGAGUUAAACAGGAACAAUCACUAUUUGAUGAUGUUUAAAAGAAAGUAUGCACAGAUUAAAAUAAGAGAGUUACUUAUUCUGCAGGAAUAAAUUAAGCUUAUGGACACACUGGAUAUUUAACAUUUGCAUAAUAUAUAUGAUUUUUAGAUGGUGUAAUAUAAAUGUAAAAUUAAAAUAUAAUAAUAAUAUACAUGAAAGCACUC